Molecule: messenger RNA, 933 nt
Organism: Nerophis lumbriciformis (worm pipefish)
Lineage: Eukaryota; Metazoa; Chordata; Actinopteri; Syngnathiformes; Syngnathidae
Source: RefSeq, a predicted model, not a curated record
AUGUUGUCACUCUUUGCCAGGUCUGCUCUCAAAACACACAGGGGAUUGGGGCCCUGGAGCCAUACAGUCAUCCGAGCCAUGUCGUCAUCCGAUGGUCCCACGCCCCCUUACACCACCCUGGCCAUCAGCCACCCAACUCCAACGAUCACACACGUGGAGCUGCACCGCCCCUCAAAGCGAAACGCCAUGAACAAAGCUUUCUGGAGUGAGAUGGUGGAUUGUUUUAACCAGAUCUCUGAUGACCAGGACUGCAGAGUGGUGGUGUUCUCGGCCGCAGGGAAGGUCUUCACAGCGGGUAUUGACCUGAUGGACAUGGCCGGCGAUAUUCUGCAGCCCGAAGGUGACGACACAGCUCGGAUAUCAUGGAACCUCAAAAAGACCAUCAGCAAGUACCAGAACACAUUUUCAGUUAUUGAGAGGUGUCCAAAGCCAGUUGUAGUUGCAGUACAUGGAGCCUGUGUGGGAGGAGGUGUGGACUUGAUCACCGCCUGUGACAUCCGUCUGUGCACCCAAGAUGCUUGGUUCCAAGUCAAGGAAGUGGAUGUCGGGCUGGCAGCGGAUGUCGGAACGCUGCAGAGGCUCCCAAAAGUCAUCGGCAGCCGCAGUCUUGUGAAUGAGCUGGCUCUUACCGCGAGGAAGAUGUAUGCAGAUGAAGCCUUGAAUAGCGGACUUGUCAGCCGAGUUUUCGCCGACAAGGAGGCCAUGAUGGCGGGCGCACUGGAAAUGGCCGAAGAGGUUGCCGCUCGCAGCCCCGUAGCCGUGCAAGGCACCAAAGUCAACCUAAUCUACUCCCGAGACCACAGCGUAGCGGAGGGACUCAACUACAUGGCGGCGUGGAACAUGAGCAUGCUGCAGACUCAAGAUCUGAUGAAAUCGGCUCAAGCCUCGAUCGAGAAGCAGAAUGUCAAAAGCAUCAAGUUCUCCAAACUGUGA